AUGCUCACCAAGAUUGUGUCCCUUUGUCUGGCUGGCCUCAGUUGUGUCGCAUCAGCUAGACCUCACCGGCAACCACCACCCCGGCCAUGGUCGACUUUCGGAGAAAAUGUUAUCUUCCAGCCUGACUCUGACCACAGCGUUCUCUAUCCGCGACAAGUGGAACUGUCAGAUGGAACUCUCCUGGCGACAGCCUCGUACAGUGGAGACAAAAUUCCAUAUUUCCCCAUAUUUCGAAGUGCAGAUGGUGGUGCUACCUGGUCCUGGAUCUCCAACAUGACAGACAAGGUCAAUGGACUGGGUAUGGCCGCUCAGCCAGCGUUGGCAGAGUUGCCAUAUGCCGUUGGUGACUUCGCGGCCGGCACGGUCCUGGCUAGUGGAAACAGCUGGGGAGCCAUAGCACGAAUAUCGAUAUAUAUGCCAGUGAAGACAAAGGUUACACAUGGAAGUUCGGUUUUCAACCACACAGUUGGAGUAUUUUACUCUGAUCAGCGUGACCCACAGCAUGGUCAGAAGCUUGCUCAUCAGGAAUCAAUGGAUUUGAAAUCCUGGGGCUCCGUGAUAAAUGAUGUGGCGUAUCUCAACUAUACUGAUCGGCCUGGAAUGACGGUUAUUACAUAUGUUCCACCUUUGGAGAAGUGGAUUCUGGUGCACGAGUUUCCGGGAGGGGAUAGCUGGUCUGGGGAAGGCUAUCCCGUCUACUAUCGAUUGGCUGAGAGCCCGUUUGAUUUUCGCUUUGCCUACGGUUAUCCAAUCGUUGUAGAUGGGGUACAGCCGGGCUCGUCUCCCUAUGUUGUCUGGUCUCCGGUCGGCGGUGUCAAUGGAACUAUCGUCGUCAGUGACGCUGAUCAUAGCAGUGUUUUCACCAACCGAGCCAACGGCCAGCCUGAUCAGUGGGAAAUUCACGCUACACCGCAGCCGGCGGCAUACAGCCGGAGCCUACAUGUCUUUGCAGAGCAUCCUGAUCACUUGAUGAUACUGGGUGCAGGUGUGUUUGGUGGAGCAGGCAAUAUGCCGCUCUCUCUCAGUGUUGUGAGCUUAACUGAUACUUUGAGAGAGCCAGCUGGCAAUUAG
Messenger RNA from Penicillium lagena, 1071 nucleotides. RefSeq names its product Neuraminidase. The coding region runs from base 1 to 1071 and encodes 356 amino acids. The transcript has 2 exons. NCBI's taxonomy places the organism in Eukaryota, Fungi, Ascomycota, Eurotiomycetes, Eurotiales, Aspergillaceae. The record is from RefSeq and is a predicted model, not a curated record.